Molecule: messenger RNA, 16555 nt
Organism: Podarcis lilfordi (Lilford's wall lizard)
Lineage: Eukaryota; Metazoa; Chordata; Lepidosauria; Squamata; Lacertidae
Source: the annotation of a GenBank genome assembly
GUCCAACCUCAGCUGCUCCACGCUCUGGAGAGAGGAGCAGAGCCGUCCAGGCUUUCCUAGAAAGAGGAGCCGCCAGCAUCGCCCAGCAGAAUCGCGCGACUCUUUUCGCCUGCUUCACCUCGCAAAAGACCCAACAGGCUGGAUACCGAUUUCUUGACUCAGAUCCUACCUAAACAGCACUUACUUGAACAGAAAGCCUUUGGGACUCCGGAGGGACUUCCUUCUGCAGAAGCAUCCCAGGAAAGCUUGCCCCGACGGUCGUCUGGGUUGUCCAAAACCUGGGCUCUCCUUUGGAAGAAGAGACAGGUUUGCCUUUGAGCGCAUCGUCCUGUGCCUGUCCGUCUGGGGGUGCGGGAAGGCGCAGAAGUCUGGGCACCCGGAGAGAGCCCCGAUCCUUCGACGGGCGAGGCUAUGUCGUUCAGCUGGACGGGGCUGGGCAGCAGCGCGUCCGCCUGGGGCAACCUGACAGCGGAGGGCAACGGCAGCGGCGAGGCGGACCCGGCUCCUGUCCAGGCGUCAGAGCGGCUGCCCUCGUCGCAGCAAGCCCGGGCGCUCUUCAUCAUCCGAUGCGUGGUGCCCUCGCUGUACCUGUUGAUCAUGGCGGUGGGCUUGGUGGGCAACGCCACCCUGCUGAAGAUCUUCGUGGGCAGGAGCGCCGUGCGCAGCGUGCCCAACAUCUUCAUCUCCAGCUUGGCUGCCGGCGACCUGCUGCUGCUGCUCACUUGCGUGCCCGUCGACGCCUCGCGCUUCUUCCUCGAGGACUGGCUCUUCGGCGAGGUGGGCUGCAAGCUGCUGCCGGCCAUUCAGCUCACCUCGGUGGGCGUCUCCGUCUUCACGCUCACUGCCCUCAGCGCCGACAGGUAAGACGAGGCGAGGGGCAGGCGGGAGAAGAGACACCCGGGGAGAGAGAGAGAGAGAGAGGCAGACAGACGAACAGUCAUAGAGUCAUAGAACUGGAGAGUUGGAAGAGACCACGAAAGACAUCGAGUCCAACUCCCUGCAAUGCUGGAAUUUAUUUUGGCAGAACCGUACAGAGAGACACAGAGAGGAAGAAAGUCACUGCCAGACACAAAAGACUGAAGGGGGGGAAAGGAAGAGAGAGAUUCUUUCACAUUUAACCCACACCUAGCAGAGGGCUGGACUAGAAGAUCCUUUGGGUCCCUUCCAACUCCACAAUUCUAUGAAUCUCCGUUUGUCCUGGUCGGCGUAUCCUGUCUUUCAUACUUCCACAAGAGCCAGUCCAAUGGGUGAAUAAUUUUCCUGUCUCUGGUAAAGGAAAACGCUUUCUUAGGCGAAUUUCUGGCCCUUGUUAAAGGCACGGAUGCUCUGCUGAGAUGGCCAUCGGAGCAGGACUUCAAACUUAAGUCUGUUGGCUCAGAUGUAAGGUUACCCACCAAGAAGGGCUGGAUUAGAGUUCUGCCUCCCUAAAGGCUCAGCGCACUGGAUCAUGCCUUGACUGCAAGGGGAAGGGCCCUGUGCAGCAGGUGUGCUCUCCAGAAUUCCCAUCCAUCACUGGUCCCACUGCCUGAGGCUGAUGGGCAAUCAAAAUCCACAGCAUCAGAAAGGCACCCUGCUGGCUGUCCAUGGUCUGCAGUGUCCUUCUCUGGACCACUAAUUAACAAUGGAAAUGAACCGCUGCUCCUGUGUGGCUGUGCUUAUGUUGUAGCAAUCCCAUUCUUAAUUUUUUCUUUGGAGGUGAAGCAUCUCUUAACAAACACACACACAUUUCCAUAUCACACAUAAAUAAUGCGUCGAAAUUGCUGAGACAAAGGAUGGGGCUCACUCACUCACCUGGCAUUAAAGAGGGCUUAUUUUAUUUCAUUCUUCAUUUAUAUACUACCUUUCCCUCCAAGAAUCUCAAGGUGGUGUCCAUGGUUCUUCCUUCCCCCUUUUCUCCUUGCAACAACCCUGCAAGGUAGGUUAGGCUUAGAGAUAGUGACUAGCUUGAGGUCACCCAGUGAGCUUCAUGGCUGAGUGGGGAUUUGAAUCCCGAUCUUCCAGGUCACAGUCCAACACCCUAACCAUUGCACCACACUGACUCUUGACAACUGCAUGGAGAAACAUGGCCAUCAGUCACAAUAUCUAAAUGGAGCUUCCCUAGUUAGAGGAAGUGCACUUUUGAAUCUCAGGUGUUACAGGGGAGAAACAGGAGCCAAUGGUUGGUUGCCUUUGUGUCCUGCUUGUGAGCAUCCUAGAGGCAUCUGACUGGACGCAGGUGUAAACAGACUUCAGGACACAAAGAACUUAGGAAGGAUCUUACUCAUCUUUCAAAUCUGGAGUGCUGCGUUCAGUUAUGGGUGCCACCUUUUAAGAAGGACAUUGACAAAUUGGAGUGUGUCCAAAGGACUGUGAGAGGUCCAGAACCAAGUCCUUUGAGGAACACUUUAAAGAGCUGGUGUGUUUAUCCUGAAGGGGAGCUGUCUUCAAAUAUUUUGAAGGCUGUCAUGCAUGAGAUGGAACAGAUUUAUCCCCUGUCAUUCAAAAGGGCAGAACUGAAAUCCAUCAUUAGAAAUCACAGGAAAUAAGAUAUAGGCUCAGCAGCGAGGAGAAAUGUCCUAAUGGUACAAGCUGUUUGGCAGGGGAACAGGCUGCCUUGGGAGGUGGUGGGCUUACCUGCACUGGAGGCAUUUAAGCAAAGGCUGGAUGGCCACCUGUCAGGGAUGCUGCAGGUGCAUCUUGCUCUGUCAAUCCAUCACUGAAUAUUGGGCUAGCUGACCCCUAGGCUCCCUCCCAAUGCUAUGAUUCUAUGAAAUAUUUGGCUCUUCAAUAUACUGGGAAUGGAAUCUUCUACUCUUGAUCUGAACUAAACACAGUGUGAGCCGAAAUUAAUGACCAGAAAUGAGUUCUGUGCAAUACUCAAAGGACUGGGAUAUAAACCAUCCUUUCCCAUUUAUAUAAAAAGCGAACCAGGUUGUUAAUAAUCAUUAGUGUUCAGGACUUUAUGCAACUGCCUAAAUGCAAAGAAGAAUCUCACUCCCUAUGAGGUUGGCAGAAUUAAGAAUAUACAUAGACUCAAGGGAGAGUGUCGAAGAUCAGCAAUGACCAAGCAAGCAUUUUGCUACAUGUAAAUCAAGUAGGGUUCAUCAACAAUGCUGGCACCAACUUGCUUUCCUAUUGAAGCCAAACAACUGUAGCUUAGGUAGCAAAAGAGGUUGCAGCAUAUAUUUGAAGACAGUGUGGGGAAACUUCCUUUGAAAGAAAAAAGUAUUUUCCAAAGCAGCAAACCAUAGAACUGAACUUUGAAAGGCAAAAUAAAAUAACAUCAUGCACAAUAUAUACCACGCACACUACAUUGUGAGUUAGUGGUUCUCCUUCAGAAAAGAGCGAGAGGUCAUUUAUAAAUUGCCAUUAUCACAGAAACCAAGUGUUACUAUACCAAAAGGACUCCUGCCUUGUAGGAGGCCAAAUGCCCUGCACACCCAUGUUUACAAAAGCUAUGAAUGGAAACCAAGACGAGUCAAAUCUUCUUGUUCCACUGGAUGCUCUAUUUUUGACAGCCACAUGCUGUCUGGGUAAGUGAAGUAUCACCAUAUUCAUAGUAUAUGGCAACAUGGAAAAAGGAACCAGCCCUUUUCUUUUGGGGAAGCUGUCUCUCGCCCUUGGUUUUCUGUCAACAUUAAACUGAUCCUAAGGGUAAGCUGAGCUGGCAGUUUUCAAGAGGAUGGAGAUGCAGCCUUCAAUUCCUUUAUCAUAGUCAUUUAUAAAGACAUUUAACAGCAACAGGUCCAGGACAGAAAUGUGCAGCACCCUACUUGUCAGUUUUUUUCCAGGAUGAUGAGAAACUAUACACAAGCACUCUUUGGGUUUGGUCAGUCAGCCAGCUACAAAUCCACCUAACCAUUGCCUCAUCCAGUCCACAUUUUACCAGCUUCUCUGCAAUAAUAUCAUGGGGGACUUUGUCAAAAGCCUAACUGAAAUCAAGAUACUCUAUGUCCACAGUAUUCCCCUGAUCCACUCUUUAAAAAAAAAAAAUGAGAUUCAUCUGACAUGACUUGUUUUUGAGAAACCCAUGCUAAGUCAUAGUAAUCACAGCAUCCUUUUCUAAGUGCUCACAGACCUCAAGGACCUUUCUUGGUAUUGACGUCAAGCUGAUGAUACCUAAAACCUCUGGAUCAGAGUUCGCCAACCGGAAGCCAUAUGGCUCCCUGCCCCCCCCCCGAUAUUUCAAGAGGGGCACAGGUGAAAAAUGCAUAAAUGGGGGCCACAGCAUGAGGCUAGGGGGGUCACAGAGGGAAGUGAGAAGUGAAGAGUGGAAUUCAUAUAUAUAUAUAUAUAUUUAAAUCCUGAUUGGCUGGCUAUCUGCUUGGCCAAUUUCAAGCGAGUAAGGGAGCGGCCCACCAGGGCCUAGAGCUCUUUUUUGCCACGUGGGUUUUCUUGGAGCAGUCCUGGUUUUUUUCCGGCAGGAGAAGGCAAUCGUUGAGGCUCCCAUUUUGACCAAUGUGAUCCAGCCUGUGAUCCAGAACCCCCAGGUCAAGUAAGUGCGGUGGUGGGGUGGCAAUCGGUAGGGCUGGGUGAGCGGGAGCUGCUUGUUGCUGCCACCAGUGCUGGGCCCGGUGGGCCUGACUCUGCAAGGCGCAGGGUGCAAUCCCACCCAGCAUCUAGUGGAUCAGGGCCUUUGGAUGUUGCCGAGGGGUGCAGGGUCUAUUGGCAGCAUCAGCCCAGCUCUGCAGGGCGCAGGGUGAUAUCCACCCCAGCGCCUAGCCAAGCGGGGUUGUCUGGUGCUGCUGACAUGCAUCUUGUAAAUAACUAUGUGUCUACUCAGAAGAAUGUUGCACUGAGUUCAGUGAGUCUUACUCCCAGGGAAGGGUGAGGCGGGCUAUAGUACUUUAUCUAGGCAGCCAGGACUCCUCUAGAUGACAAGAUCUUUUUGCACCAGGGCAGUGAGGACCACUCGCUUUUUAAAAUUCUCCCAUAUAUACAGAACUCCCUGUGCACCUUUUAGACUGUAUCUGUAGAUUUCCCCCUCUGUGUCAAAUAACUGGGGUGAAAUAAGCGUUGUUUACUUUUUAUGAUACAUGGAAGAUGGAUUUCACUCAGGAAGUUCUGGACUCUCCUUUCUUGGAGGUUUCUAAGCAGAGGUUGGGUGGCCAUCUGUCAUGGAUGCAUUAGCCAAGUUUCCUACAUAGCAGGGGGUUGCACUAGAAAGAAGACCCUUGAGGUCCCUUCCAGCUCCAUGAUUCUAUGUUUUUCUGCUUCAACAAUAUUUCAUUAUGUUCCUAUCAUUUUGUGUAAUUGAAUUUUGUAUAUAUUAUAAAAAGUAUAAACAAAACAUGUUCUAUUUACAAACAAAACAUGUAAAUACCUACCUUUCUACCAGUGGGGGGCAGGGACAUAGCCAGGAUUUUUGUUAGGGUGGCAGACUUUUGUUGGGGGGAGGGCAGAACCUCAGAUUUGUAUUGACCUGUAUUGAUUUUUACUUAUUUUGGGGGCAUCUGCUCUCCUGCCACCCCUUGGUUACGCCCAUGGGGGGCCAUAGGAAGGAAACAAGGUCGGAAGGGGGGGAAGAUUGGGAAACACUGCUUUGGAUGGCCUCUCAAAAGUUUUGUGUAUUAUCCUUAUCACAGUUCUUCUUACUAAGAUUUCUUACCUGUUCUUCACUCUAAGGAUCCAAUGAAGGUCAGAACAAAAAAUUAAUAUGAAGAUAUGGAACUGUGGUGCCCUCAACAUCAUUGGUGUUGAAGUGGAACAGUAGUUCCCCACUACUACUUUCUGGGCUUUUACCUCCAGAAAGGACUGAAGCCUCCACAACACACUGCACCUCCUAGUUCUAGUAUUGCCUGGCAGCCCAGAAGGCUCUCAUGGUUGAUGAUACUGCAAGAUGCCAAGCGGUCCAGCUUCUCUGUAUACAGCAUAAUGCAGGAAGUGGUCCUCCCAGAGGUAUUUUGUUGCUGUGCAAUACCCAGCAAGGUUUAAGAACGUAAGAUGAAUCCUGCUUGAUCAGGCCAAUAGCACACCUAGUCCACCUUCUUCUCAUACUGGCCAGCUUUAUGCCUAUAUAAGUACACAAGCACAACCUGAUUAAAGAGCACUCUCCCUGCUCCCAGAAACUGCUUUUCAUAUUUAACUAGCCAUCUGCCAUGGAUGCUUUGGCUGAGUUUCCAGCAUUGCAGCAGGUUGGACUAGAUGACCCUUGGGAUUCCUUCCAACUCUACAAUUCUUUGAUUCUAUGAACUGUCACAUGGGGAGUGGAAUAAAGUCAGGGGUAUUUUUUUAUUUCCAUACUAGGCCCAGUUUCUCCUUAGUUCACAGGGCUCAAUACGGUAUCUCAUACUUUCCUUUCUUGGACCCUUUUUUUUUUUUUUUGUAAAAUGGAGAACCAAUGUCAAUCCAAACAAGGUUUUAACAGGUAGCAAGAUUCUAGGAUUUUGUCUAACUCUCCAGAAUCAUUUUGUCAAUAGGAGUUUGAAAUUGUCAGUCAGCUGGACAGGCAUUUUUGCUGAGUGGCAUUCACAUGAUGUUCCAAACAAAAUGAGAUCCAAAAUACAUUUUGUUUUGUUUUGUUAACAUUCACUUAUAUAUAGACCUAAUUAUUCUUUACAUGUUCCUUUCUCACUUCCUUAUUAAUUAAUUAGUCCUGGACAUUUUCUGUGUUGCAAGCCUUUUGGGAAAACAUUCUUACACUCUUGUUUCCGUGCUAUUUAGAAUUCAUAGCCAUGACUCAUCAAAAAUGUGCCUCCAUCUGAAUGCCAAUUUCAUUGAGAAAUGGAAAGGCACGAAGUUCCACACAAAAAAUGAAUACUGAUUGAACCUAACCACUUCUCUAGCCAUUUCACAUGAACCCUUUCAUAUUAUCUAUGAACAUAUAAAUCGUUUAUUUGUGCUGGUAGUAGGGUUGCAUUACUUCCCUGCAAUUUCCCUGUUCUUCAAAAGUGUCCUGUCAGAAAAUGUAUUUGCUUGUAAAAAUGGGUAUACUUAGAAAUUAACCUCCAGAGUUUAUAGAACUACUCUAAGUAAAGUAUCCUGAAAACUGACCAUCCAUUCUCCAAUCCGGAUGUCAUUAGUAAGGGAUUUGUUUAAUGGAGCCACACACUUACCUAUCAAAACUCCCCCAUAUAACUAAAACGGCAACACUCACAAACAAGAGGGAGGUCUAUCAGCAGGCUUGGGGGAAUCCUGAGGUCUGCAGAAGUACAAACACACACACACACAAACACAAAAAAACAUGUUUGGGAAAAGUUGGAGGAAGCCCCUAAACAGUUCACUAAGGACUGAGCAUGUUCAGUGGGCAUGGAAUGUUCACUGACUGCUAUUGGUAGGACAGAAACAUUGGGUGGGGGAGGGACUUGAAUGGAACCUCUUGCAUGGCCGGCUGGAAUCUCAAAUGCAAUUCUUUUGCAGUUUCCACUUGUUAAGAUACUCAACAUACUAAACAUAUUAUGUGGCAUUCUCUCUUUCUCUGUGAAUGAGUAUUGCACUUUCUGAGUGAGCAGAAAGAAGAAAAGGAAAUGAAAAGGAGACAGCAAGCAUCUUUCAAUAAGGAUAGGUAAUAGUUCAUCUCCACUGAAGAACAGAGAUAUUUUGCACAUUUCAUUUAUUCUGGCACUCUAUGUAUCCAGGCUACAGCUCUGAAAUCUCCCCACCAAUUUGCUUUGGCAAGCCUGUUUACUAUCGCAGCCCUAGCCGUCAGCAUUCUGCAAUAUCACAGGGAGACUUUAUCUCAUUCCUCCUUUUAAAUUCUUGUACCUGCCACAGACCCUUUCAACGCCCAGAGAGGAAACAUGUCGCAUGGUCCCAUGGCAUCAAUAAUAUUACAAGGUUAGAAAACCAGCAUUUCCACCAUGACUGGCCUCACCUUUCAGCUAUUUGUGCUUGCAAGCAACUGAUAUGCGGAGCUGACCUUCUUUGCUAGUAAUUAUGUCUCUAGGAGAUAGGCAUUGAUCUUGCUUAUCUGAGCAUGUCUGCUUCAAGACACUUGAUUCGUCUCUAUGCAAUUGGAAGAGCCCGUGCACACAGCCAACUAUAUCAAACUUUUUAAUGGCAUUCGGAGAUGCAUCCACACUGGGGAACACUGAUAUGCUGAAACAUUUUCACUUUCUGGUCUGCAAUGUACCGUGUCUGCUUCAGGGCACUGUAAGGAACUUGUUUAGCUUCUCAGCUUUGAAGUAGCCAUGCCAGUCAUGAGAAGGAACAGUAACACAUUGUGGCUGCUAUGCAGGGGGUGCUUCCAGGGGCUGUAUGAGGUGGCUGAUGAGCCCUUCGUCUUUUGCCACUCACCCUGCAGAUUACAUGGUCAUCUCCAGAACACAGCAGACCUUUUCUGUGACCUGUUUGCAGCAGUGCAAAGCAAACUGCCUGAUUGGGCUUCCUACAGUAAGCACAGGCUUUUCUGUCGGGGCUUCAUUUCCGUUUUCAAUCUGUGUGUGGGAUUCCUUUCUUUGGUGACAAGAUUCUCUGCAGGACUGAAAGGCUCAUGUUUAUGUCAUUUAUAUUUUUAGCUGGUGCAGGAGCCCCUACAAGUUAAAGACACCCUCCCCUUUCCCACACACUUGACCCAGCUUGCUACACCCCCCCCCCCAACUAUUUGGGCGGGGGGAGAAAGCAUACAUUCCAGGGCUAAAGCUGAAUAACUUCCUGUUUAAUUUGGCCUUUAGAUAUAAUUAAUAGGGCUGUGCACAGACCCCUGAUGCACCCUGUGGCCCCCUUCUGUGGCCCCUGGAUCAGACCAUUUUGUCUUUCACUGGGAGCCACCCAUCCCAGAUCUGUCCCUGAAGCAAUUAGGGGGCAAGGCUAAUGGAUUUUAAAGGGUUUUUAUAAAUUCUAUUUUAGUAUACAAUUAAAAUAGGAUAUGGAAAAGGUCUGGAGGGGUUACACCAGCAUUCUGAGGGAUCAGAUACUCUAUAGAGAGGGUGGGAAGGAGAGGUCUGGCAGGAAAGGCACCCACCCCGCAUUUCUGCACAAAGAUGCAGCCGUCCAGUAGGCUUCUCUUUCUUCUGGUUUCUCUGUAUUCUUCUCACUUAUGCCUGCUUCUCCUCCUUGCUUGAUGCCCUGCCACAUGACAGCCCUGGAUGGCUAUGGGCUUGUUGGUUUGUAGUGGGGGAGGGAGAGAAAUAAGGAAGAAUGAGACUGAACAAAGCCGGCAACCAUGGACCCUGGAAUUCCACUCCAAGCCCUGAAAGAGCAAGCACAUUUUAUGGGGAGCGAAACACUGCCUCAACCAGCCUUGAACAUGGCACAGUUCCCUCCGAAUAAGCCCGGUUUGUCUCAGGUUUAGGGCCUUGGCUGAAUUAGGGCUGAACACAGCCCUAAUAACUGAAGACGUAAGAGCAAUAACUGAAGACAUAUCUUCUGUGGCUACUUUCCCCCCACAUGUACAGACUCCGCAGUGCUCAGACAUUCACCACAGAUCAAACAGUCCAGUCCCUUUGUGUAAUAAAAUGGCAUCUGUGCCUGUGGCAUACAUAUUGUUGCCCUGCCUUAGAACUAGCACGUUAGCCAGAAAUUUAAUUCUCCCCUGCUAUCCCUAAGUGGUGCUCCUGGAUAAGCAGGAGCAUUUUGUACAUCCCUCAGUAUUUAGGACGAUUAUUUGCAUUUGAUAGUUUCCUCUCUAGCCCGUAAUAUACUUCAAGGAAGGGUUUCAGCACCAAACAAGUUAACCCCUAUGGUCUUCUGUUCAUGAACAUUAAAUAGUAACACUGCUAACAUAAGUGUCAGGGAACUGCCAUCGGAGCAAGAGGCGGAGGGAAGGCUCCAGAGGGAUGCCGGAGAGGGUCCCAGUAGGGAGAGAGGCAGCCCGUCCGCUGGGGAAGGAAAUCAGCGUAACACCAGUAGAGAAGGGGGGCAGAUGGGGGAAUCGGAGAGGAGGCUCCAAGACUCCUCGCCGGAGACCAGCGGAGAGAGUACGGGUCCUCCGCUGCCCACACCCUCCCUGUGCAGAAGGCUUCCGCGCAGGGAGACUAGGCGGAGACUAGGCGUCAAAGAACUUUUGUGCUGGAAGAAGUUUAAGAAACGCCCACUGACGGAUUCUGCCAGCGACUGAGACAGCCACGGAGCUAGAGGCUGUCCGGUCAGAAAGGGUUCAACCAGGUAACCUAGCCAGGAGUGGCGGCAACUUACGCACGAGCAACCCCUAAACCCAUUACAAUAAGCUUUGGUCUGUAAGCUGUACAUGCAUACAACUCUUGACAGAGUUCUUAUUUGCCCUUGAAUGGCACCAGAGCAUCUCUCUUGUGAGCAUGUGAGAUUUUGGAGCCUGUGUUUUUUCCUCUCUCCCACAACGCUCUGCAAAGGGCUGUCUAGAUUUACAUGGGGAUUUAGACUUACUAAGGGGAUUUCCUAAUCUAAUCAACAUGCUUAUCGGCUAACACAAUGGUUAAUAAAAGGAACAAAUCUCCAGCUCCAAAUUCCUGGACAUCAUUAAUCAUAUCUGUUACCGCUGGGAAAGUGUUUAAAAGUGUAUUUGUUUUUGUUUAGAAACAAAUAAAAAAUGUGAGGAAGAAAAAGAAAAGAAAGCUUGAAGGCACUUGCUGCUUGAGGGCUGAAGACAAAUAGUUUUCAUUACACUUGCCAGACUGGGGUAGAAAUAAUUGCAGAGGGCGGGGGAGCUUGUCUCUGUUAUGUGAAGCUGAAAUGCAUGUCCUUAGGGACCAAUUUACGGAUCAACUGGGGUUAGUCCUCCAUGUAAUGAAUUUUCAUGAAGGGUUGCGAUGGCAUUAUUUCAACAUCCUGAAGUGAGUCAAAUGCCAACUGUACUAUUGGCGUUAGCUGUGCUAAAGGGAAACUAGUUUUAAUGUUUGUAUUUAAUUUAAAAAGGAUUAAUUUAUAAAAUAAAAUGGAUAAGCAGGAGAUCAGGGCAACUUGAACGUUGUGUUCCAUGAUGUCAACGUCUUCUCCCCCACUCCUAAAUGUGGUAAGGCUGUCAGAAGAUACUAAGUGGUGAAGAGGUGGCACUCUGCACAUAUUCACUGUUUCCAGGGGGAGGGUUGUAGCUCAGUGGUAGAGCUCCUGCUUUGCAGGCAGAAGGUCCCUCGUUCAGUCCUUGGCCUCUCCAGGUUCUACUGGGAGAGAUCCCCACCUGAGAGCUGCUGCCAGUUAGUGCAGACAAUGCUGAACUAGUGGACCAAUGGUCUGAGCUUCCUUUGUCCUACUAUAUUAUUACUUCACAAAGGCAUAGACCUUGGUAAUUUUGGUAGCACGGCACCCUGUCUGAGGCUGAAAUUUGGAACCCCCAAAUGAGUUUUCUUAAUGAUGGAUCUUCUCAAUCUUGUGCCCCUUUCACUUGGUGCCCUGUGCGGGGGAACCACCCGCAUCCCCCUUAUAUCCAGUCAAUUAGACCCUUCUAUACAUUGCUAAAUGUGGUGACUACAUAUCUUUUCUGUAGCCAGUCACUUGUUCAUUUGUUGCAUUCUUCCCUGUGUCUUUCUCUGCUUCCAAUUCUGCCCGCUUCCUGCAAUACAGAAGCAGAUGGGGAAUGUCUCGUCAGGUCUCUUGAAUGGACAUACGAGGCUCCUAUUUGUUAACUGCAGAAAGCCAUCUCCUUUCAAUAAAAGCUGCAUUCUUUGAAAAAGAAUUGACUCUAAUUUUCCCUCAUAUGCUUUUAGGUACAAAGCAAUUGUCAAUCCAAUGGAUAUUCAGGCACCCAACGCAGUCCUGUGGACCUGUAUCAAAGCUAUUGCCAUCUGGAUAAUAUCCAUUCUGCUAGCAGUUCCUGAAGCAGUAUUCUCUGAAGUAGCAAACAUCAACGACGCGGAUAACGUCAGUUUCACAGAAUGCAUACGGUAUCCCUUGAAGGAUGAUUUGCACCCAAGGAUCCAUUCAGUGAUGAUACUUUUGGUAUACCUCGUUAUCCCGCUCACCAUCAUUAGUGUUUACUAUUACCAUAUUGCAAGGACUUUAAUUAAGAGUGCACAUAAUCUGCCUGGAGAAAACAGUGCACAAUCUAAAAGACAGGUAAGUGGCCCAUAUGUAAGCUAGAACCUCUUAUGGUCAUGCAAGCCAGGCCACUUAUUAUUUCAAAGUACUAAGUGGUUACUAAGGCAUUUCUACUUAUAUUGUUGCUCAUAUAUUACCCCUGAGAGCCAACUCCCUCUCCACCACCAACUUGGCUUGAGAAAUACUGUACCACAUUGACUGUCUGCUGAAUGGCAAUGAAAGAAGGAUAAAAAUAUUUGCUCAAGGCAGAAUUCUUGCUGGACUUAGUAAUUUAGACUAGUCUGAACCUGUAGUGGAUUUUCACGGGUUCCUGCAGCUUCCAUUGCAGGAUUUGCCUGGGUAUAACAUGAUCCCCCUAGUGCCUAGGCCCUGCACAGCAAUGAAAUAAUAUUCUGUGUCAACAUCAGGAGGCCUCUGCAAAGGUCUAGCGGGGCUCCUAGAUGUCAGGGCCCCCCUGGAUUCCAGUUAUAUUCUGGUUUGGAGCACAUUACUGAUAGUUUUUCAGAUUUCUCUGCUGUACUUUUCCCUACUCCAGCUAAUAAGAGACACAAUAGUUGUUGCUUUUUACAAGUCUGAAUUACAUGUUUAAUGAGAGGAGUAGAUAUUGGUUUAGUAAUGGUGAUUGGUUUCAUGAAAAUGAAAAUGAAAACAGAUGGAGUAGGCAAUUUAUACAACCCUAAGGGAAGCAUUGGAAAUAGAUCACAAACCAGUGGACUGUAGAUAAUUUGCACACAGCUAUUAUAGGCUACUGCUUUGAGCACUCUUCAUUAGAAGUAAAGUCCACCCAAAUCAAUGUGUCUUGUACCAAGAGGAACUGCUGUGGAAUAAUGUAUUUGGACAAAUACAAUUUGCAUGAAAUUUUUAUAAAAUUCUCUUAUUUGUGAACAAAGUUAAUACUGUAUAAGACUAUAUUUAUUAGUAGAAUGUGCUGCACUAUUUCACAAAUUUUUUUUUGCAGGACUUGACUUUUUUGGACCUAUUUAGGCCAAUGGAGAACUAUCCUGUAAAUGGCAAGAAACCCUCAGAAAAGGGUUAUUUCUUUACCUUUGUCCCUCUACUGAGUUCUCAUCAGUCUAUAAACAAUUGUUGGAUGGUCCAGUGCUGCAUACACAGCGAUUCUUGUCUAAUUAUGCCUCCGUGUGUGUCCUCUAAUGCAGACUUCUUCAUUUUUGGGUUCCAAGAUGUUGGACUCUCAACUUGCAUCAUCCAUGACCAUUCUUGGGGGUGAUGGGAGUUGUGGUUCAACAAUAUCUGGGGACCCAAGGUUGAAAAUGUCUGCUCUAACAGAAGUUUGGUAGAAGGUGUGCUUUGACCUUUUUGGGAUGGGUGGAAGAACUGCAUCAAAGGAUGCCCCAUGCUCCCUUUGAACAGGUAGUUGGUGAAAUUAAAGAUACAGUCCUUGAACGCCUUGGUACUCGUCUGUUUUGGCUCCCAAACGCCGCAAACCUGGAAGUAAGUGUUCCAGAACAUUUUUUUGGAAGCCGAGCAUCUGACAUGGCUUCUGUGGCUUCCAAUUGAGUGCCGGAAGCUCCUGCAGCCAAUCAGAAGCCACGCCUUGGUUUUCAAACUUUUUGGAAGUCAAAAGGACUUCCGGAAUGGAUUCCAUUCAAGAACCAAGGUAUGACUGUACAGUAGGAUGAUACAAAGUAGAAUAUGCAACUUAAUGUAUCUGUACCUGAAAACAUCUUGGAAUUUAUUAAUGCAAAUGGGUUUCAUUGGCUUCUGAUGCUACUCACUUUACUAACUGUAUCUGAAUGCAUUGUGAAAGCUCAUGUGGAGCAUAACAUUGUACUGUGACUGAUUAUUUCUUCUCAUUUCAUCUUUUUAGAUGGAAACACGAAAGCGCCUGGCCAAAAUUGUGCUGGUCUUCGUUGGGCUUUUUGCAGUAUGCUGGUUGCCUACCCAUGUCCUAUACAUGUACCGGUCCUUUAACUACAUGAAGAUCGACCCAUCACUUGGCCAUAUGGUUGUUACGCUGGUAGCCCGAGUGCUCAGCUUCUGCAAUUCUUGCGUAAACCCAUUUGCCCUCUACUUCCUCAGCGAGAGCUUCAGGCGGCAUUUCAACAGUCAGCUUUGCUGUCACAUGAUGCCUCGUCCACAGAGAUCUGCCAGCUACCUGCACAGUUCCUCGGCCAUUCGAAUGACUUCAAUGGAGAAUGCCAGGAACACUGUUACCAUGACAACACUACUGAAUGGACACAGCCCAAAACAAGAUAUAGCAUUUUGAUUUAACCAGUGCAAUGAAUGAGCGUGGAAUGAGCUGGGUUUAAGCUAUAUAUUUUUGUUGCCAAUCAAAAUUCCUUAAAACAGAAAAUUGAUGAGCGGUCCCUGAUACAGGGAUGAUUGUUUUAAAAUUUAUCUUCAUGUUGGUUUUGUAGGAAUUAGGAAUACUAUUCCUCACUUAAAAAGGUAUUUGGUUGGUUGGAAUUGCUGAACAUAAAAUAAGAAAAAUGCACACUAUAAAAAGAAACACGCAUGAUAGGUUGUUUUUUAAGAAAUGAAAAAGUACUGAUUUACUUAAAUGAUAACUUGAAGGUGGGGAUGCUUUGGAAACUGUGGCUGGGUUUAAUAUCUUCUCACAAAAGAUUAUCCUUUCAAUCCAGAAAAUAAGAUAUGUAUACUCUGUUAAUGUGCAUGUAUAUCAAUUUGUAGCUUCACAUAGCUAUGCUUCUCCAGUCACCAUUGAACGUAAUACACAUAUCUAAUGAGGAUGGGAAAAUACAUCCUGAUUCAGGUCACAAGACAUGUAGAACAAAGCAGGUUUAGAGAUGAAUCAGUGCCUAUAUAUGCAAACGGAACAGCUACAUAUUAUGCACGGUUAGGUUAGGUAGCACUGAUAAAUUAGGAACAUGCACUAGGAUUAUUGGCUCUUGAUUCUGCCUAUGGGGCACAGUGUUAACCACCUGCCAACUGUCAUCAUAAAGGCUAAUUCUUCUCACCCACUGCACAUACUAAGAUUUUAGGUGUAUCCAACAGGCACUGCAGUGGACAACAGGUGAAGCAGUUUGAUCAUUUUGCCAGAAGGCUGGAUUGCCUGAUGGCUACAAUGAGUUGUGCAAGCUUUUUAUAACACCUCAGCUUACAAAAAAUCCACACCACUCAUUAUUUCACUUUGCUUCAUUCACUCAUCUGAUACCAUCACACAUUUUAUUUGUUUUACUGCAUUAUGUUUUGCACCAGAGAGCAGUGAACAUCUGUGGUCAUUUAACAAUGAACGAAUGAAUAAAUGGAUGGUUAUAAAUAAUUCAUUGAGAACAACGCUGUUAAGUGUACCUAACUCUGACAGACAGGCUCCUCUGUUGCGACGCACGUCAUUUCAUACGUGCGUCAUUUUUCAAAAAGUCUACGGCUCUUUUUAAGGCCUUAAAACUUUAAAUGCCUCUUCUUCUGUGUUCCAUUUUAAGCAAUGUCAAAUCCCUCCUUGGUGUUCCUCCCCAUCUCUUAGACGAAUAGUCCCAUAUGCUGUUGGUCAGAAAGGAUUGCGGCAUGUAACCAUUCUUAGUGUGCUGAAACUAUCAGGCAACCUCAGAACACUAGAAAGUCUCUUCUUCUCAAAGACACUUGGUGGACUCAGCACACCGAUUGAAAUUAGAGCUCUUCUCACCACAGGAUCCCAUCUAUAGCAAUGUUUUGCAAUAUCUCCAGUGGACAAAAUUGCACAAUGUCCCGGCCAAAAGCAGCUUUUGUGCUAAGGCAAUUUAUCUCACCUCUCAGCCCUAAAUCCAUCCAUCUCACUUUUUAGGGCUUGCCAAGUCCUCUGAAUCUGCCCCACUACCUUUGUCUCUUCACUAUCUUUGUCAAAUUCCUCUGCAUUUAUGCCACCUCUUCUGGUAGCCUCUAUCUCACUAGCAACUCCACUGAUCUCGACUCCUUUUCCUCUAACCUCCACUCAGCACAAGGGGCUGGAGUCAGUAGGGGGAUGCAGUGUUGAGGUGGGACUGCUGGAGGGGUAUGGCAUCAAUGGAGGGAUGGGGCCAGUGGAGGAGCAUGGCAUCAGUGUGGGCCUAGCAACACCCCAGUUCAUUUUCUCCUCACAAAGCCCCUUUAUGUGUAUAAAACACACAGAGGAUUUCAGUUGUAAACAGCAGCAUUUUUGAGGUCAAUUACACACAUGUCAUUUCAGAGUUGGGAUGUUGCCAAACAUUUCGGGCCAGAGUGUUCCUUGGUGAAAGCAGCAUCUUUAAUAGGAAAGAAUGGCCAGCUUUAAUGAUUGGCAUUUAUUACUUCUUUCAUUUUCUGUGGCCUGAUCAGCAUGAGCAAAGUUCUUCCCAUGGAUGGAUGGAGCAUGAGCUAAAUGGGUGCAAAGUAUGAUGAGGGUAGAAGAGACUGAAAAGGUGUGACCCUCAGAUCUUGGCAGAAGACAAAAACACAACAGCAACCAACAUUGUCACAGCUGUGAGCUUAUAGCUCCUUGUGGACAGGAAAUGAGCACAUCUUGACUGCAUUGAACUGCAAACAUCUUGUCCCAAGUUCAAUGUGAGCAAAAUAAAUGGGUUUUCCAUGCUGCGUGACAUCUGUGAAUUGCCCUGAAGUUCUAUGGAAAGUUUUUAAUUGUUGUGUUGGUAUAAAAUGGUGUCUUGUCUUUCCCCAUCACUGUAGCUUGUGGUUCAGUAAAGUUUGUCAAUGUUCAGAUUUAUUUGUGAACUGACUCUAUAUACUAAUAAUAAUAAAUUAAGCAUGGACGGAC